AUGGGAGAUGACAUGGUCAACACACCUAGCCAAGAGCAGCAUUCUGUCCAAUCCUUCUCAUAUAGCACUACUCCAAAUUUGACCAAGUCUACACCUGGUAACACACCUCUGUUUGGUGGUGGCAGACGGAAAAAUGCUGUGAUAGUUAAGAUAAUCCAUGCUCAGAUGUCAUUAAGAAAUGAAAAAAGCAAUCCAACCUUUCAAGAGAUAGGUCAAACGUACAUAAAUGUAAAUGAAGAAAAUGCAAAUGUCAAUUUUCUAACAACAAAGGCAAGAGAAUCAUUCCAUGAUGAAACACUUGAUUUGGUCACCAACAAUGGCCUAAAAAUCAUAGACAAUGAAGGAACAAGAGGUCAGUAUUAAUUAUUCAUUUGAUGCUUUAUAUCCAUUUUUACCCAUUAUCUUCCAAUACUAAAUAUUCCUCUCCUUGAGUAAGGGAGUGGUCAUUAUUUAUGGGUGUUAGGGAUGGAUGAUUUUGAGGAGGGGUUACAAAAUUUUGAAAGUUGCAAAAGGAGGGGUUAUGUUGAUUUUUGACUUGAAGAAGGAAGGGUUACUAGAAAAAUAGUCUUGAUACAUAAACAAACUAAAUAACAAAUUUUAAACUUUUUGGUCCUAAGAAUUAAAUGUUGUUUCAGGUUUGAGCUUUUGGAAAUGGCCAAGUAGAAAAAUAUAUGCUGUGAAGACAAAUCCCAGAAGUACAAAAAGAUUGAAUAAAUCAAAAGAGAAGAUUAUUUCCCAUUAUGAUGUUUCAGAUGAUAGUGAUGAUGAAUUUGUAUCCACGAGUAAGAAAGCAAAAUUAGUCACCAGCAUGGAUUUUCAACAACUGAAGUCACAAUUAGAUGAAAUGAAAGGAAUGAUAAAUGACAUACUUCAAGUUAACCAGGAGGUUUCUUUGCCGGUAGGGGUUGUGAAGCUUGUUCGUGAUGCAUUCAUGUGUAAAAUUUGCCAUGUAACACCUAUAAAGCCACCAGUUAUAGCAACAAAAUGUUGCAGUACCCUACUUGGGUGUGAGGUCUGUGUUAACAGGUGGUACAAUGGAACUGACAGUUUAAGUAAGAAAUGUCCAUAUUGUAACGAGCCACGAGGGUAUGCAUCAACAUACCAGUUUAAGGGUCUUGACGAGUUCUUGGCUGGUGUAGGAAAUAUGAUCAAGGGUGCAGAUGUCGACAUGCCAGAAAAUCAUGUUGAAUAA
Paramuricea clavata is the source of this 1192-nucleotide messenger RNA. The record is from the annotation of a GenBank genome assembly. Lineage: Eukaryota; Metazoa; Cnidaria; Anthozoa; Malacalcyonacea; Plexauridae.